This is a messenger RNA of Elephantulus edwardii (Cape elephant shrew), 750 nucleotides long. Its product is annotated as protein TBRG4-like. NCBI's taxonomy places the organism in Eukaryota, Metazoa, Chordata, Mammalia, Macroscelidea, Macroscelididae. Gene Ontology annotation, biological process: regulation of mitochondrial mRNA stability; mitochondrial RNA processing. The annotation marks the transcript as partial. Gene Ontology annotation, molecular function: RNA binding. Gene Ontology annotation, cellular component: ribonucleoprotein granule; mitochondrial matrix. The transcript has 4 exons. The record is from RefSeq and is a predicted model, not a curated record.
UGGCAUGGGACCCUCGUGAAGCUGCUGCGGAGUCUGUAUGCACUAGCACUCCCUAAGACCUCCAAGGAACUGCAGUCAGUGGAGCAGGAAGUCCGCUGGCGAAUGCGAAGGCUCAACUACAAGCACCUGGCUUUCCUGGCUGAGUCCAGCACCACCUAUAUGCAGGAGCGGAACUCCCGAGAGCUGCUGGCUGAGCUGCUUGUGCAUCUAGAGAGGCGCUGGGCUGAAAUUGAAGAUGGGCGCACAGUGGUGGCCAUCAUGAUGAAAACGGGCCACCUCUCAGAGCCUCUGAUGAACCGUCUGGAAGACAAGUGCCUGGAGCUGGUGGAACAGUUUGGCCCAGAUGAUCUUCGGAAGGUGCUCUUGACGCUGGCAGCACAGAAUCGUCGAUCAGUGCCCUUGCUACGGGCCAUCUCCUAUCACCUAGUCCAGAAGCCCUUCACCUUGACUAAAGGCACUCUCAUGGAUCUAGCCUAUGCCUAUGGCAAACUCAACUUUCAUCAGACCCAGGUAUUCCAGAGACUGGCGGCAGAUCUGCUGUCCCAUGUUCCUACCAUGACACCCAAUGAGGUGGCCCACUGUGCCAAAUCCUUGGCUCUCCUUAAGUGGCUUAACGUGCCCCUGUUUGAAGCCUUUGCCCAGCACAUCCUGAAUAAAGCCCAGGACAUCACCCUGUUGAAUCUGUGCAAUGUGAUCCUGGCGUUUGCCCAUCUGAACUUCCGACCAGAACAGGAAGAUCGGUUCUUCAGU